Molecule: messenger RNA, 1538 nt
Organism: Cephus cinctus (wheat stem sawfly)
Lineage: Eukaryota; Metazoa; Arthropoda; Insecta; Hymenoptera; Cephidae
Product: SPRY domain-containing SOCS box protein 3
Exons: 5
Coding region: 343-1224 (293 amino acids)
Biological process (GO): proteasome-mediated ubiquitin-dependent protein catabolic process
Cellular component (GO): SCF ubiquitin ligase complex
Molecular function (GO): protein binding
Source: RefSeq, a predicted model, not a curated record
UAGACGAUUUAUCGCAUUCCUGUACAAAGUAUUUCUUCACGUAACACUUAUAUAAUUGUGUAUAUGCAUAUUCAGUCAGCAAUUCCUGAAAUGGCUGUACGUACAUUACGCAACCGCAAUACCAGCUGAUAAAAAUAUUUUCAGGUGAAACAGCCUGAAAUUUCCAGACGUUUCUAGUCUGCUUUUCUUAUCCAUAUAAGCGAGUUGCGCCGUCGCAUAAAAGUUUGUCCGUGAGGUGUAUGUGGACAAUGCAUAGAUGACGUACGUUGUUUUACUUCAAGAUUAAUUCUAAAGUUGUUUAAUUAACCUGGUUGCAACAGAGGUUGCAGUUUUCGUGCGAAAAUGUUUCUUGAAUACGAUCCUGAACCAGUGACACGGGAGCAAUAUUGUGCGUGCAUAGAAAAUGAGUGCCAUUGCGAAAAACAGAAUGUUUAUGAGUGGGCAUGGGAUGAUAAAUUAGCUACUGCUGAUUUACAAUUAACGGAUCGUAAUUUGGAGGUUAAAUUUCAUCCUGGAUAUAGUACUGGGACAGCUGCUGUGAGAGGUACUACUAGUUUGGCGAAAGGUAGACAUCACUAUUGGGAGGUCAAGAUGAUUACUCCAGUUUAUGGUACCGAUGUGAUGGUGGGAAUGGGUACCCAUAAAGUCACUCUAGAUAGUGCCAGGUUAAAGUUUUGCUCAUUGCUGGGACUGGACUGUGAAUCCUGGGGUUUUUCUUAUAAGGGAUACUUGCAACAUGCAGGAGAAAUACGUAAUUAUGCUCCAGGUUUUAGUUAUGGAAGUCUGGUAGGUGUGCAUUUGGAUACUUGGAGAGGAACAUUACAGUUUUUCCACAACAGAAAACCACUUGGAAUAGCAUUUACUGGAUUAAGGGAUGUGGAGUUGUACCCUAUGAUAAGUUCAACAGCAGCUAAAAGUAGAGUGCGCAUAACAUAUAGCUGCUCAGAGCCAGCUUCAUUACAAAUGGCUAGUUUAUCUGUUAUGCCUUCUCUACAUAAAACAUACCUUGCAGAAGCGUUUCCAGGUUUAAAGUAUAUUACACAAAGUAUAUUUGCAGAUGUACUGCAAAAAAGUAAUGACAACAUAGAUGAAGAUGAACAGCCUCACGAAUUUAUGAUUUUGGACGACUUUGACAUAGCUUUAGUAGGAUUUCCUAAAGGAGGCAGAAGUGUAUCAAGAUUACAGAGUGAAGUAAAUGCUACUAUAAAUAGCAAUCCUCUAUGAUCAUCAAAUUAUUAGUAAUUAAAAAUGACCUGCCAUUUGUGGAAGAUAUAAAAUUCAUUAUAGCAUAAAAUUCUUUUUAUAUUUUGUACUUUGCUGUUAAUGGUAUAUCGAAACGUACGUUCGAUCAUUUUAUAAGGUUUUCGUUUGUAUGUAGUGUUUAGAACAUUUGUUUCUACAUGAUUACAUUGUAAAUAUAACUCAUAAAAACGCGAUCAUAUGAUACAUCUGUUUAACAAUAAGUUAUGUUGGUGUAAUUUUAUUUGAUAAAAAAUGUAAUACAACGUGCGAACCUUGAACAAUAUAAAGAUUAAAAA